UUUACGCUAUGUACAUAGAUCGCAUUCGUUUAGUAUUCGCAUAACUUCUCUCGACUUUGGAGCACUCGGAAUAACCAGAUCUGCUACGCCGAGGCAGCACUCCCAAAAGUUUCUCAGUUGCAGAGUGACUAGCUUUAAAGCUCUAUCAAGAUGACCAUCACCGCGUCGUCUUCCGUCCCCAAGCCGGAUGGCCUUAACGACAGAUGCAGUUACAGUGAGGUGGCAACCAGUGAUGAUGGUGAUGCUCGGUUCCCAAGUUAUGAGAUGGAGGUGGUUCAUCCCGAAACCAUGGCAACGAUGGAAUGCAGUGCGAGUGAAGAUGGUCGUGCGGGUGAUAAGAUGAUGAUGAUGAAUGGAGGGAAUGAUAGAAGAGAGCUGGAAGGAGAUGAAGAAGGAGGAGGAGGAGAAGGAGGAGGAGAUGCCGUAGCAUGCAGAGAUGGAACGGGAGAAGGAGGAGGCGGCACUUGUGAGAAGCUGAAUCUAGGUCCAGAUAUGGGGACCUUAAUAUGGGGUUGGGGCCGGUGGCAGCCGCAGUGUCUUCAACGAUUCAACACGGCGCCCUGGAUGCUGGUCACCCUAAGCGCACUAUGCUUUUUCCAAGGUAUGGUGAACAGCGGCUUCACCGGCAGCAAUGCGACGUCGAUCGAACGUCGUUUCAAACUCCGCAGCCAAGACUACGGCGUUCUCGUCAGCAUAUACGAAGCGACCCACAUCGUCUUCAUGCUUUACGUCGCUUUCAUUGGUGGGCGUGGCCACAAGCUCAAGUGGCUUGCUAUUGGCUCCCUGAUCAUGGGACUUGCCUCUCUCAUCUUUGCGCUGCCCCAUUUCACGACGGACGACUAUGAGAACUUUCACGAUGAGCACGGAGACCUGGGGAUCUGCGAAGUGGGCGGAGACGACGUCAUUGACGAGCAGUGCCUGGAUGGUCAGACUGGUGAUGAUUUAUCGUAUUACAUCUACGUGUUUGGAGCUGCAGAAGUCCUUCUAGCAAUGGGUUCUAUUCCAGUCUACACGCUGGGUGUUGCAAUUCUUGACGAAAGCGUGACGCUUAAAAACAACGGAAUAUAUAUCGGUAUUUUCUACGCGGUGAGUACACUAGGUCCAGCUGUAGGGUACUUGGUCGCCGGUCUCUGUCUCACUGUCUUCACCGAUAUCAGCCUACCAGAAGGGGCGGAGCUUACAGAUGAAGACCCUGGAUGGGUAGGGGCGUGGUGGAUUGGCUAUGUCUUAGCUGGUGCAUGUAUGCUCCUUAUCGCUAUACCACUCGGAGCAUUUCCAAGGGAAUUACCCACGACGGCCAAAAUUCGAUCGGAAAAGGAAUGCCAGGCGCACGCCAAUGCCGGAGCCGAGAUAACCGCGCAUCCGAGCUUCGGAGCACGACCCGGUGACCUGCUAAGAGCCAUCAAAUACCUCUUCGUCAACCCGACCUUCAUGUGCAUCACGCUGGCAGGGUGCUCGGACUCGUUGAUGAUCACGGCCUUUGGGGUCUUCCUGCCAAAGUUCGUCGAGAACCAGUUCGCCACCACAGCUACAGUGGCUACCACCAUAGUUGGUACCUGCAUCGUACCGGGAGGGGUGCUUGGUGUGCUUUUCGGCGGCUGGAUCAUUCGCCGAUUUCGUCUACGUGUGAUUGGGACGAUCAAGCUGUGUCUUAUCUUAACCGUCAUUACCACCAUCACACUCCCCGCCAUGUUCCUCAGAUGCCCACAGAAUGCUCUAGCCGGGAUCUUGGUGAGCUAUGAGCAGGAUGAUUUCCAGUCCGACAACUUCAUUUACACCGAGUCAAAUCUCACCCACUCUUGUAAUUCAGGAUGCCUUUGUUCGACCAACCAAUACAUUCCUGUAUGCCUGGAAGGGCCUGAUCUAGAGUUCUUUAGUCCUUGCCAUGCAGGGUGCACCAUCGAUUAUGAAAAUGGGACGUAUUCUAAUUGCUCAUGCGUCGAAUAUGUAACCGGGGGUGCGUCAUCUACGGUGACAGCGGGGAAAUGUAACAGUGAUUGUGUCACCAUUCCUGUCUUCGUAGCACUUCUGAUUGUACUUCUUGUGGUAACGUUUAUGCCUAUGGUUCCAGCAACGCAUGUCACAUUAAGAUGUGUUCCAGACUCACAAAGACCAAUGGCUCUCGGUGUUCAGUCCAUGAUAGGAAGAUGUUUAGGCUCCAUUCCAGGCCCUAUCUUAUUUGGCUUCAUCAUCGACAGCACGUGUUUGCAGUGGCAACAAACAUGCAGUAAUCAAGGAUCAUGUUGGCUUUACCACAACGAGAGCUUCGCGUGGAGAAUAGUGAUUAUGUCCUGCGCACUCAAAGUAGUAUGCGGAUUCUUUUACGCAAUGGCCUGGCUCAGUUACAAACCAAGAACACAAUCACAAACGAAUGAAAAAGACAUUGAUUACGUUCAUGCUCCAUAGCUGGAAGUUGGGGCAAAGUCUAUUUUAUUUAUUUAAUCAGUAUUAUCAUCUAAAAUAAUAUAUUUAUAACUUUUUAUAUUGGGAAAAAUGAGAAGAGGGGGAUGUUGGAGAAAGAAGAUAUUAGAAAGAUUUAUUUAUAUGAUAUAUAUAAGAGGAGAAGAAGAUGGAACAAUCCAUGAAACGAUGAUAGGAGGGGACACUGCUUAUUGAAGAAGAAAAAGUAUAAUGUGUAAUGGCUAGGUUUUUUACUCGACAUAAUUUUAAUUUUCAACAUCACAGGGUCUAUCUCUAGCUUGCAAUGUCAAAUGUCGAUGACUCGUUGUUUGUCUUUUUUUUUUACCACGGGCAGUCACUGUUCUUGAUAGCCUGUACUUUACCUCAUCCCUUCCUUCCCAGAGCUCCUCGUUUUCUGUCACCUUCUCUUUCUCCCUCAAUUUUCCUUUCUGUUCUACUCCAUGCGACCCCUCUCUCUCACUCUCUCUCUCUCUCUUGUUCUUUUCUUUGCUUUUUACUCAUACUCCCAUUUCUGGGAGAGAAGGGGUGAAUGUUCAGAGCACUUUUAUUUCAUGCAUUCUGUGCAUUUUUGAGAUUCAAUUUUGAAAUGCCAGUUUUCAAAAUUAUAUGUCAGUUUUGUCAUUCCACAUUGUAUUAUUAUUGUUGUAUUUUCUUUAUAUCCUCGAAUAUAUUUAUACAUUGUUUAUGUUGUUUGUAUAUGUAUGUCACUCGCCGCCAGUGGAGGACGAAUUUCUGUAUUUUUAAAAUCAGACAAUAAAUUAUUUUGAAUCUUGAAUCUUUUAACACUGCAUAUUCUUGUAGUUCAUGCAGGAGCGUUACUAGAGAGCUUGAAUCUAUAUAUGCCACCUUUGAUUUUACCAAGUCCCCUAUUGUGUCGGCAAACUGAUGAAAACAAACAAUGAAGAGGACUUUUUAAAAAGCUUAUUGCAAAAUUGACUAUUUUGUAAGCAAAUUUGGUCCGAUGACGCUCCCAUUGGGAAUAGUCAAGUGAUGUUUCAGGUUCCACUCUUUAAGUGAGUUCAUUCGCAGCAGUUGGUAUUCAUUUAAUUCAUCAUUUCUUAAAAACGCACAAAAUGGGGAUGCAUGAGUAUUCGCUGGUUUAAAGUUAAAUCCAAUGUGCCCUUAAGGAAGGACCCCAAGUCAGAACACUUGUAUCACAUUGACAAAGCUAGGCGGUCUAUCCAGUCAUUCACUUAUUUUUAAAAAUUCUAUAUGUACGUUUUUAUUUUGUUUAUAUUGUUUUUUAUAUUGUGUUUUGGAAAAUACAUACCAUACCAUACCAAAGCUAAAAUAUUAUAAAGAAAUAGACAACAUCAAGAAAAUGUCUUAUCUAUCAAUAAUUUCCACAGUAGAAGCAUUUGUCAUUAAUUUUCAAUUAUCUUGUUAUUUUGUAUUGUCCAUUGAAAUUAUUAUUUAUGAUAUAUGUUUACCGUCAACAUUAUAUCAUCUCAGGUAAAACAACAUUUUUGUUUGCAUUAUCAAAAGUCCCUUCUCAUUUUUUUUUUGAACUUCACAUGCAAAGAAAACUCAUACCUAUUUAAAAAAAAUACAGUUUUGUAAAAUAAAAAUGUACUA
Messenger RNA from Strongylocentrotus purpuratus (purple sea urchin), 3996 nucleotides. Its product is annotated as solute carrier organic anion transporter family member 4C1. Gene Ontology annotation, cellular component: membrane. The transcript has 11 exons. Gene Ontology annotation, biological process: transmembrane transport; sodium-independent organic anion transport. Lineage: Eukaryota; Metazoa; Echinodermata; Echinoidea; Camarodonta; Strongylocentrotidae. The record is from RefSeq and is a predicted model, not a curated record. Bases 151 to 2406 code for a protein of 751 amino acids. Gene Ontology annotation, molecular function: protein binding.